Messenger RNA from Lactuca saligna, 2180 nucleotides. Lineage: Eukaryota; Viridiplantae; Streptophyta; Magnoliopsida; Asterales; Asteraceae. The record is from the annotation of a GenBank genome assembly.
GUCCCGAAUUUGUGGUUUAAAAGCAACAACCAACGAGAGCAACCACCACCACCGCCGUGGGAAUGGCGACGAACCUAAAGCUCUUCUUAUCCUCGAAACCACCACCACAGGGCAACCACCACCACUGCGGCAGAACCCCUAGCAUCAGCCACCACCACCACCACCACCUUCUAUUUCCCGCCUCUAACAGAACAUUUUACAGUCUACAGUCUUUUCCCUCUUCCAGAAAUAAUUUCAACAGUUACAGUAGAAGUCGCCGGAGUAGGUAUCGCGUGUGUAGUAAGGCCGCAGACGUCCAAUCCAAAGAUGCUUCUGCCUCAGAAGCGACAUUUGUCGCCGGCCGAGAUCGUCUGUUGAAGGUUCCCACAGAAAACAUCAGGAAUUUCUCCAUCAUUGCACAUAUUGAUCAUGGAAAAUCGACAUUAGCUGAUAAAUUGCUGCAAGUGACGGGUACAGUGCAAUCACGUGAUAUGAAGGAACAGUUUCUGGAUAACAUGGAUCUUGAGAGGGAAAGGGGUAUCACCAUCAAAUUACAGGCUGCUAGAAUGCGUUUCACACAUGAAAGCAAACCUUAUUGCCUUAAUCUUAUUGAUACUCCAGGCCAUGUUGAUUUCUCCUAUGAGGUUUCUAGAUCUCUUGCUGCAUGUGAGGGUGCUCUCCUUGUUGUAGAUGCAUCACAGGGAGUGGAAGCUCAGACAUUGGCUAAUGUUUAUUUGGCUUUGGAAAACAACCUUGAAGUCAUUCCUGUGUUGAAUAAAAUAGAUCUUCCAGGUGCUGAACCAAGUCGUGUUGUUCAGGAGAUUGAAGAGGUUAUUGGUUUGGAUUGCAGCAAUGCUAUAUACUGCUCAGCAAAGGAGGGAAUAGGUAUAAAUGAAAUACUGACUGCAAUUGUUCAAAGGAUUCCUCCACCACUUGAUUCUGCUAAAAAACCUUUGAGAGCUCUUAUAUUUGAUAGUUACUAUGAUGCGUAUAGGGGCGUUAUUGUCUAUUUCCGUGUUAUUGAUGGAACUGUAAAGAAAGGUGACAGGAUUUAUUUUAUGGCUAGUGGAAAGGAUUAUUUUGCUGAUGAAGUUGGAGUUUUAUCCCCUAAUCAGUUGCAAGUUGAUGAACUAUAUGCUGGUGAGGUGGGAUACAUAUCAGCUUCAAUAAGAUCAGUAGCAGAUGCAAGAGUAGGUGACACCAUAACUCACUACACAAGAAAAGCAGAUCAAUCUUUACCUGGAUACAAAGAAGCCACUCCAAUGGUGUUUUGUGGCUUGUUUCCUAUAGAUGCAGAUCAAUUCCCAGAUUUACGUGAUGCAUUGGAGAAACUACAGCUUAAUGAUGCUGCAUUAAAGUUUGAGCCAGAGACAUCAAGUGCAAUGGGAUUUGGAUUUAGAUGUGGGUUUUUGGGUCUUCUUCAUAUGGAAAUUGUUCAGGAAAGACUUGAACGGGAAUACAAUUUGUCUCUAAUAACUACUGCUCCAAGUGUCGUAUACAGAGUCCACUGUUCCAAUGAUGAAACUGUUGAAUGUUCAAAUCCAUCAGCACUUCCUGAACCUGGUAAAAGGAGGUCAAUUGAAGAGCCAAUUGUAAAGAUUGAGAUGCUAACACCAAAGGACUAUAUUGGUGCACUUAUGGAACUUUCUCAAGAACGAAGAGGAGAUUUUAAAGAAAUGAAAUUUAUUACUGAGACUAGAGCUUCACUCACUUAUCAGAUGCCACUUGCUGAGAUGGUUGGUGAUUUCUUUGAUCAGCUAAAAUCAAGGAGCAAGGGCUAUGCUAGUAUGGAGUAUUCUUUUAUCGGAUACAAGGAAAGCGAUUUGAUAAAGCUUGAUGUGUUGAUAAAUGGUGAAGGUGUGGAGCCCUUGUCCACAAUCGUACACAGAGACAAGGCAUAUUCUGUGGGAAGAGCUUUGACACAAAAGCUAAAAGAACUUAUACCUAGACAAAUGUUUAAAGUGCCUAUCCAAGCAUGCAUAGGUACUAAGGUGAUUGCUAGUGAAAGUUUGUCAGCAAUUAGGAAAGAUGUUUUGGCCAAAUGCUAUGGUGGUGACAUCUCUAGGAAGAAAAAAUUGCUAAAGAAACAGGCUGCGGGAAAGAAAAGAAUGAAGGCAAUUGGGAAAGUUGAUGUGCCUCAAGAAGCAUUUAUGGCAGUUUUGAAACUUGAAAAAGAGUCAUCCUUCAAACUCCAAGAGUGA